This is a messenger RNA of Xiphophorus maculatus (southern platyfish), 1841 nucleotides long. RefSeq names its product cytochrome P450 26A1 (gene cyp26a1). Lineage: Eukaryota; Metazoa; Chordata; Actinopteri; Cyprinodontiformes; Poeciliidae. The record is from RefSeq and is a predicted model, not a curated record. The coding region runs from base 15 to 1535 and encodes 506 amino acids. Gene Ontology annotation, biological process: sterol metabolic process. Gene Ontology annotation, molecular function: iron ion binding; heme binding; monooxygenase activity. The transcript has 7 exons.
GCGGUCAGUCUCACAUGUUGAUGCCGCUUCACCUGGGCGGACAGACCGAACCGAACCGAACCGACAUGGCUCUGAGCACGCUGCUGGCCUCCUUCCUGUGCACCGUGGUGCUGCCCGUCCUGCUCUUCCUGGUGGCGGUUAAGCUGUGGGAAGUUUACAUGAUCCGCGGCGGAGACCCGAGCUGCCCAAGCCCGCUGCCGCCCGGAUCCAUGGGCCUCCCGUUCAUCGGAGAGACGCUGCAGCUCGUCCUGCAGAGGAGAAAGUUUUUGAGGAUGAAGCGAGAGAAGUACGGUUACAUCUACCGCACUCACCUCUUCGGGAGCCCCACGGUGCGUGUGAGCGGCGCGGAGAACAUCAGGCACAUCCUGCUGGGGGAGCACAGGCUGGUGUCUGCACAGUGGCCCUCCUCCGUCCGCACCAUCCUGGGCGUGGACACGCUGUCCAACAUGCACGGCUCCCAGCACAAGACCAAGAAGAAAGCCAUCCUGAGGGCCUUCUCCAGGGAGGCGCUGGAGCUCUACAUCCCUGUCAUCCAGGAGGAAGUGCAGACUGCAGUCAAAAGCUGGUUGGUGCAAGACCCCUGUGUGCUGGUCUAUCCUGAAAUGAAGCGGCUGAUGUUCCGCUUAGCCAUGAGGAUUCUGCUGGGUUUUGACCUGGAGCGGAUCCGGACCGAUGAGCAGCAGCUGGUGGAAGCAUUUGAGGAAAUGACCAGAAACCUUUUCUCCCUGCCCAUCGACGUCCCGUUCAGUGGGUUGUACAGGGGUCUGAGGGCCAGAAAUUUCAUCCACUCAAAGAUUGAAGAGAACAUCAAAAUGAAGGUGGAGGAGUCAGACAAAGGGUCAAAACACACAGACGCCCUGCAGCAGCUCAUAGACAGCAGCAAGAAGAAUGGAGAGCCCUUCAGUAUGCAGGCCAUCAAGGAAUCUGCUACGGAGCUUUUGUUUGGCGGCCAUGAAACCACGGCCAGCACAGCCACGUCCCUCAUCAUGUUUCUGGGCCUGAACACAGAAGUUGUGAACAAACUGAGGCAGGAGUUAUGGGACAAGGGGGAGAAUGGGAUGGACCUCCAGAGUCUGAACAUUGAAUCUUUAGAGCAGCUAAAAUACACAAGUUGUGUGAUCAAAGAAACACUGAGGAUGAACCCGCCUGUCCCUGGAGGCUUCAGAGUGGCUCUCAAAACAUUUGAACUGAAUGGCUACCAGAUUCCUAAAGGCUGGAACGUUAUCUACAGCAUCUGUGACACUCAUGACGUUGCUGAGAUUUUCCCCAACAAAGACGACUUUCAGCCCGAGCGCUUCCUGACCGAACCCUCUGCAGACUCCUCCAGGUUCCAGUACGUACCGUUUGGUGGAGGCUCUCGGAUGUGUGUGGGAAAAGAAUUCGCCAAGGUUCUACUGAAGAUCUUCUUGGUAGAAGUGGUCACAAAGUGUGACUGGACCCUCUUAAACGGACCGCCUACCAUAAAAACUGGACCCACUGUCUAUCCUGUGGACAACUUGCCAACCAAAUUCAGCAGCUACAUGAAAAAUCAUUAGAGGAGUUUCUGGACAUUAGUAGUUCUGUAAAUCUGAACAUGGUUUCCUGGUGGGCAGUCCCUGUCUGCUGUCUUCUUGAACAGAUUGUGUGUAUAUAUUGUAUAUUAAUGUAUUUUUAUGACUGUGUAAAUAUAUCUAUAGGUGUAUAUUUACCUAAUUUGAGAACUAAACAAAAAGCACUAUAGGGUUACAUAAACACUUAAUCAUAUCAGUGUUUUAUCUGUAGGAUUUUUAUACAUAUAUAAUUUAGCAUGUUGAUAUAAAUGUAUCUUGGCUCAAGGUAUUUAUGUAACUUGUCUGCUUUUG